Messenger RNA from Rubroshorea leprosula, 905 nucleotides. NCBI's taxonomy places the organism in Eukaryota, Viridiplantae, Streptophyta, Magnoliopsida, Malvales, Dipterocarpaceae. The record is from the annotation of a GenBank genome assembly.
AAGUGAUUGUGAAUUGUGAUUUUCCUGUGAACUUCUGCUUGUUUUGUCUCCGAUAUGGUCAUGUUAUUCGUGUGCCCGCUAGUGGGAGGUUUAUAAACGCUAGCACAUGUCGACAUGUUAUUGAUAGAACCGGUUCGUUUGAGUGACCCUGCUAGUGGGGAUUAUACACCAGCAAAUUCUGUAGCCUGCCAGUGGGAGGUUUAUAACACUGGCCAUGACCUAUAAAGGAGACGUCUAUUUCGUGCCCGUACUGUAUCUGUUUUCAUGAUUACACUUGUUGGCAUGCUAUGGGUUUAAUUGACGAUUUGACAUUGAAUGCUUUGCAAGUGAACUGAAUCUGAUUUUGCAUUGACGGUUUUGUCAUUGAACGUUUUGCUAUUGAACCGAAUUUGAUUUCUGCAUUUACAGUUUAUUAGUGAAAAUUCUGUUAUACUUACAAGGUUUAUCUGGCAUGCUUACAUUUUUACCCAGGGGCUAUCCAUAUUUACUUACUGAGUUAUCUCAUAGUUUUCCUUGUCCACCAUUUCAGGAAGUGAAACCGGGGACGGGGAAACCACGGGAAGUGACGAGUUAGAAGGCUAGCCAUUUCGGGAUUGAUAUAGAUUUUAGAAAUAAAUCAUGUUUUGUAAGAUAGAUGUUACCUUGAGAUUUUAAGUUUAAGUCAUGCUGGACAUAGAAUUAUUGAAAUAUCUUAUUUAAGUGAUUGGAUCGUCAGAUGUGAAGUGGAUAAGUUCCGAGCCUUGUGCAUUUGUGGGACCCUCUCACGAGUGCACGGCGUCUGUCGCGCCUCGAAUUCGGGUUUUGGGGCGUGACAACAUGCAAUAACACUCAACAAAUUAGUUUUGAAAGCAUAUUAAUCCAUAAUUUAUAUUGAUUGAUUAUGGUAAAGUCGAUGCCUUAAUACC